GUUUCUAGCAGAGGAAGUGGCAGCCGGUUUAGCAACUGUGCUUCUCGAUAGCAUGGGCUCCUGUGCACCGGCGGGAGGCUCACUCUGCCACGGAAGUAGCAGCUGAUGGAGCGGUGGUAACAGUGCUCCUGACGGUCCCUCCUCUGCGACUCCCAGGGGAGAGCGUGCCCAGCUGUUGAAGAGGGCUCGGCGCGUGGCUGACUCCCCGUGUGGAUCCCCUGUGCCGUUGGCUUCGAGCGGCUUCGACAGCCCGGGGAGAGAAGAAAAUGGGAAACAGCAUGCGAUCCACCCCGGCGCCCCCCGAGAGGCCUCUGCCCAGCUCAGAGGAACUGGAUAGUGACUUUCUGGCUGUGCUAAGCGACUACCCAUCUCCUGACAUCAGUCCCCCCAUAUUCCGCCGUGGGGAGAAACUGCGCGUGAUUUCUGAUGAAGGGGGCUGGUGGAAAGCCAUCUCUCUUAGCACCGGUCGAGAAAGUUACAUUCCUGGAAUAUGCGUGGCCAGAGUUUACCAUGGCUGGCUGUUUGAAGGGCUGGGCAGAGACAAGGCUGAGGAGCUGCUGCAGCUCCCGGACACGAAGAUCGGCUCCUUCAUGAUCAGAGAGAGUGAGACCAAGAAAGGUUUUUACUCGCUCUCGGUGAGACACCGGCAAGUGAAGCAUUACCGAAUCUUCCGUCUGCCAAACAACUGGUAUUACAUUUCCCCGAGGCUCACCUUCCAGUGCUUGGAGGACCUGGUGAAUCACUAUUCCGAGGUGGCCGACGGCCUCUGCUGUGUGCUGACCACCCCCUGCCUCACUCAGACGGCGGCAGCCCCAGCAACGAGGGCCUCCGACUCACCCGUCACCCUGCGCCAGAAGACCUUUGACUGGAGAAGGGCGAUCAGCAGACAGCAAGAGGACCCGGAGGGGGCAGAGAACCCAGUCGGUGUGGAUGAGUCCCUUUUCAGCUACGGCCUUCGGGAAAGCAUCGCCUCAUACUUGUCCCUGACGGGAGAUGACAGCGCCUCCUUCGACCGGAAGAAGAAAAGCAUGUCUCUGAUGUACAGUGGGAGCAAAAGGAAGAGCUCUUUCUUCUCGUCACCACCAUACUUUGAAGAUUAACUGGAGAACAGACACCACGGUGUUUGCCCAAAAUAACAGAGGUUAUGACUGUCACCUGCCAUCCUGCACAGAGGCACGUGGUCCCUGGGGAAACUCAUGUCUUCCAGAAGCCAAGAGAAGCCACGUGAAGAACUGAACUCUUGUCUUCUGCAUCCAUAUCAUGACAAAGGGGACCCCUCUCUGGUGUCUGAUCAGGCACACUGCAAAAUGUUGACUCCUGGCAUCUUCAUGUGAGGGGGUUGGAAGAGCCGUGUGUGUGUGUGUGUGUGUGUGUGUGUAUGUAUGUGCACGCUAUGUCUGUGCAAAAGACAAAGAUGCUCUCUCAGAAGAAAGUGCACUGGUACCCUCUCCAGCAUACCACGCAGCUGGGCUCCCACUGAGGCCACUAGAGAAAACUUCUGAAUGAGAAAAGCCUGAGAAGAAAACGAGCCAGAAGCUACAGCCUGGCAGACAAUCUGGGUUUGCAAAUCGAUCCCCUGCACUGAACUUUUGAAACCCAUCUGUAAAGAGACCUCUGGGCUGCAGCUCCUCUCUUUCUAAGGGAGCUCAGUGGCACUAAACGCUAACCUUCCUUAUAAACCCCCAGUCGGAAGAUCCCUUUGGGCUUCUAGCUCCAAAACUACAUGUGUAGAAGUCAGGUGACUUCCCAACUUAUGCAGAGACCAGGAGAAAUGGGAGAGGAGGAGGCUGCCCAUGGGGAAAGCACCAGGGCAGGCCUGGAACUGAGCGAGAUUUUGCGACGUCACCAGCCACGGCUCACAGCACAGAAAGGGCUUCUCUGGGAUGCUGAGGUUCUUGCCUCUAUUCAUGCAUCCGGUAUUCAUUCGUGAUUACCAGAAGAGGCACCGUGUUAAGACCUGUGUAGGUAUCAGGUAUCAGGCCCAGCAGUAUAGACAGGAAGUAAAUAUUUGUUAUAGACAAAUAUUGUGGAAGUGCUAUGCUGUACUAAGUCACUCAGUCAUGUCCGACUCUUUGUGACCCCAUGGACUGUUGCCUGCCAGGUUCCUCUGUCCAUGGGAUUCUCCAGGCAAGAAUACUGGAGUGGGUUGCCAUGUCCUCCUGGGACUGGGUGACCCAGGAGUUCAUGUCUCAGCUGGAUCCUUAAGUAAUGGAAGGGUUGGCUGGACUGGAUAAGUGAGAAUGGUUGGAUUUUUUGAAAAAAAAGGAACUUAGUUAAGUUCUAAAGAAAUCAUCCAUCCAGUAUCUUCUUUUAAAAAGAGUCUGUCAGCCACAUGAAUAAAAAUGCUAAGCUCCAGAAAAGAGGGGAACCAGAGUGGCUUAAUUCUGUCAAACAGAAUUUUAAGAGAUGAGAGAGAAAACACCACAAAUUUCUGGAGAAGGAGAAGCAAUUCUCUCCGGAUCCUGUUAGGAAGGGGUUGCAGUUGCCUCUAGGACCUGUUUCCCCGCCAUUGCAAAGGGGUUCCGGGAGAGGAGGGCUGUUGCUGAUAGGAAAAGUCUGUCUGUUCAGCAUACACAUUCCAGCCAUCUGAGAUCACUGCCCUGGUGGUGUGUGCACAUACGUUUACACGAUUUUCUGUAUCAUCGGAUUCCAGCGUGUUUAUCCAAGAGGACGUUUGUGGUUUCCUCAACACUCCCCACAGGCUGUUUCUAAAGGGCUGGCCGAUGUAUGGGAAAUGAAUGUAACUCUGGGGACGCCAACUCCCCCCCUCGCCAACGGCAGAUGUGUGUGCUGCGUCUUCUGUACUGUUUUCCGUUGUGACCAACGACAUGGUUGGGACAUUUGGGGAGGACUCGGUGUGGGGGGGAGCAGGUUUUAAAUGGGAAGCAUUACAUUUUGCUAAAUCAUGUAUUUAUUCCUGAUUAAAAUAAGCCUAAUAAAUAUUUAAUUCUCGGGGA
Messenger RNA from Cervus elaphus (red deer), 2957 nucleotides. It is a transcript of the gene SLA, whose product is annotated as Src like adaptor. NCBI's taxonomy places the organism in Eukaryota, Metazoa, Chordata, Mammalia, Artiodactyla, Cervidae. The record is from RefSeq and is a predicted model, not a curated record. The coding region runs from base 267 to 1100 and encodes 277 amino acids. The transcript is spliced from 8 exons. Gene Ontology annotation, molecular function: protein binding.